UACACAACUUCGUAGAGCGCAGAUCGCACGUGUGUCGCUGUAGUCGCGCGACGCGUGUUGCGGUUGUUGGUACGCAGCAGACAGCAGACGUGCGCGCGGACUUCCUCGUGUGGGGCAACUUGGUGACCGCGAUGCCGUACAUGUUGAUCUCAACCCAGAUCCGACUGGAGAAUGGGCCGACCAUCGUAGGGGACCGCAACAGCGAUCCAACUCUCAUGGAGCAUCUCAACGCGCGCAAGAUCACCCAGCCAGGAAACGACUUCCCCGAGUACCGGACGGAAGACCCACCCCGCACCGUGCUGAACAAGCUAGAGCUGAUGGGCUACCGUGUGGUGGCAAUGUCCGGCAUUGGCCAGACUUGCAUCUGGACCUUACACAAGCCGUGACGUUGCACGUCAUGUCUUACGGCGUUUCGCAUUCACCGCUCUGGCGCCACUACUAGCAUCGAUUGCUUGUCUCAUGUUGUAUUUUUACACCUGCUUCGUCUCAAACUGCUGGCCAGUCACUGGAUAAAACAGCCCUCUCACUUCACCACGGGUUCACUUAACCACGAAUUGUUAUUCUUGGUCUGUCACAACCGUGAUAUUUUGUAAAACUCAGCCCUGUGGCGCUGCUCUCCACCCCCGGACAUGUCAGCGUCUACGGGCGACAGCUUUCCUCGCAAAGCGCCAGGUAUGCUGUCUGGGCGCAGUAGCUUGUUAUACGUGGUGCCACGACCAAGGGCUUUUUUUUUUCUUAUACAUUUUUUUUUUCUCGGCACCAAGAUAUAAAUCUUGGCACAGUGCUAGGUAUGCUGUUGCCUGUUGGCGCUGUGCCGAGUCACGUAAUAUCCUGCACGAGUGACCAUGUCCACAGAAGUUUAUAGAAGUUGAAUGUUGCUCCCACAGAACUGGUCUCUUUUUUUCUGUAUUUCAAAGGGUAAAUCGCCAAAAACAAGUAACUUAGCCUGGAGUGAACAGUGUAAUGCUGAACCAACAGUUCCGAUAAAGGGCAGCCGAUACGUAGACGUCAAUUAUGGUCAGGCCUUAUUCUUUAGGUCUCGCUUAUCUGCUUGCCUCACACUUUUAUGGGUUACAAUUAGCUGCCUUCUCAGCUUACCAGUGCAGCUUGCAUCUACUCCUGCGCCGGAUGGAUGCAUUGUGAUAGACGUAUUGACACAGCCAUCACACCUCACGCUAGCACAAGAGCCGCGUGAGGCUGGGUAUAACCACUGCUGCUCUCUUCAGUAGAUUGUCAGGGAACAAUGUUAAUUUGUGAGUGGAAGAACACAUCUAACAAAGGUUGAGCAUCUACAACUUCUUCAAGUGGCUGUACAAAGUGUAGCCUAAAGCCUCGCCAUACAUGCUUCCACAUAGGUAGUGCCAGCCUUCCCUCCUCCUCCACGCUUCUCCCUCGCUCAUUCACUCAGCUUGCGGUGUCAAACAAACUUACAUAGUACCAGCUUCCAGUUCCAAGCAUAAGUGACGUCACUGACGCCUGCAAUUGCUGCAUAGAGAUGCAAGUGUGCAACAAACGAAAAAUGGGACCAUCCGGAAAUCCAGGAAGCGGAACUACCGGAAACGGAAUGUAGGAAUUGGAAAUUACGGAAGCACCACUGACAUGUGAUCGACGAAUCAGAGAACAGCGGCACAUCAAAGGCUGGCGCCACUUGGCAAAAGCAGUGGUGGCACAUAGAUGGAGGGGCUUUAGUGUAGACUAAUUGAGGAACAAAACUCUGAUCCUUUGGUGUAUCCUGCCACAGCUGCAAGGCAUUGUUCAAAGUACUAAAGAACUUACUGUGAUUGUUGGCUCAACUGGCUUUUGUAUUGUCAUUGCUUGAUAUAAAAUUAUUUUUUGUUGCA
This is a messenger RNA of Dermacentor albipictus, 1841 nucleotides long. RefSeq names its product GTP cyclohydrolase 1 feedback regulatory protein-like. Gene Ontology annotation, cellular component: cytoplasm; nucleus. Gene Ontology annotation, biological process: negative regulation of biosynthetic process. Lineage: Eukaryota; Metazoa; Arthropoda; Arachnida; Ixodida; Ixodidae. Gene Ontology annotation, molecular function: GTP cyclohydrolase binding. The record is from RefSeq and is a predicted model, not a curated record.